This is a messenger RNA of Capronia epimyces CBS 606.96, 2676 nucleotides long. RefSeq lists its product as uncharacterized. Lineage: Eukaryota; Fungi; Ascomycota; Eurotiomycetes; Chaetothyriales; Herpotrichiellaceae. The record is from RefSeq and is a predicted model, not a curated record. The coding region runs from base 1 to 2676 and encodes 891 amino acids. The transcript is spliced from 2 exons.
AUGAGGCUGGACUACUACGCCAACAUCCUCUUGUGUGUAACACUCUAUCCUCGCUCCGUGGCGGCGGGAAUCUCUCAAGCUGUCCUCUCCACCGAUCAUGCUCUCCAUCCGGACCCCAUAACUUUCCUCAGCACCUGGGACUUACUAGGGCCGUUCCGGCUAGGCACUCGAGAGGCUGUAUGGGGCGCCGACCCUGUCGAGCUCUAUGGAGGCAUUCGAUCAGUCGCCAUCGACGAGGGGGCCCUCUACCACAGUCCUCUCACCAGGGACGCGACAGUGCAAUGGAGCAAUCGAACAUUCACCACUCUAGCUUCGAAGACUCGAGCAUCCGUCGAAUUGGUCAUAGACUUCCCUGAGGUCGACUGGCAAUUUGCACAGAAGAUUUAUGGCUGGUCUGCUUUCCAAUUCCAGGGGUGGGCGAAAGGCGGCAUUUGGAAUACCGACUCCGUUGUACGAAGAGUGGUGCUGCAUCCAGUCAACAUUCUCGAGCUCUGGGUCAAUGAUAUCCAUGUAUUUGGAGGAGACUUCUAUGGCUUUGAGAGAGCCCCCGUUGCUUUGGAUCUUCGGCCUGGCCUCAACGACAUCAGUGUGCGCCUCACACGCGAUGUUCGGUCGAUGGGUGGUGCAUUUCCUCCAGUUAUCCGAGCGACUCUCAAAGCCGAAUUGGUCUCCGCUUCCAUCGAGGUUCCUCUUCAAAGCCUGGUGUUACCUGAUGUGGUUUGCGGUCGAUUUUGCAGUCGUUUUGGUAGCAUAACGGUGAGGAACCAGGGCGAUUCGUGGAUCCAAAUCCAACACAUUUUCGCAAAUCUUGCUGAACGAAGUGCUAUUGUGUCAAGUGAAGCAAUUGGACUCGCCCCUGGUCAGUCACGUCCUGUGAAGAUGACCCUCGAGUCUAUUGAAGGACUACAAGAAGUUGUUCAUUUUGAACUUGAAUAUACUACAGACGACUCAAAGUUAUACCAGCAGACAUUUCAAGCGCCAAUAACUCACACCAAUGAUUCGUCUUCACAAAAAAUCACAUUCCUGCAUCCUAGUGGCGUGGUCUCUUAUGCCAUACUGAGACCACCACCGACAACAAAUUCCCCAUCAGUAGAUCAAGUGGCCCCUGUUCUUCUGAAUCUUCAUGGAGCAGGCGUCGAAGCAGACGGUUCUCUGGCUCGCCAUAUGUUUGAUGCGGCUCAGGAUCUACCGGUAUGGAUACUCUCUCCGUCAGGCUUGAGCCCGUGGAGCGGGGACGACUGGCAUACCUGGGGCAUGGCUGAUGCUGAAGCUGCACUGUCGGCCGUCCCCAAAUGGAUCCGAGACACUGGUUGGGAUGGCCCUGCGCUGGAAUCACCAAAGUUGUUGAUUGCAGGUCAUUCCAACGGCGCACAAGGGACUUGGUUCUAUGCGUCGCACCAGCCUGAUCGUGUUCUUGGUGCAGCUGCCGCUUCGGGAUAUUCUUCAAUCGAGAAUUAUGUCCCAUACCUGUUGUGGAACGAAGCAGAUCCACUCCAAGUCGGCAUCAUUCAGACCUCGAUGAAUAGUUUUCGUCAUGAGUUGUUGACAGAAAACUUAGCAGGUAUUCCUAUAUUCCAGCAGCAUGGCACUGAAGACGCCAAUGUCCCCGUAUACCAUUCUCGCCUGAUGAAUACCUUGCUUGCGCAAGUAGGUCAGGUGGCUGACUACUCCGAACUACCAGGCAGGGGACACUGGUUUACUGGGUCUAUGACCACUCCAUCAAUGCUGGACUUUUACCAUGGGUGUCUGAAUGGCUCCAAUCCAAUCCCCACUGUUCCCACCCAGUUUACAUUUGUUGUGCCAAAUUCACACGAUCUGGGCUCUCGGUAUGGUAUCGUUAUUGAUCAAUUGGCCACCCCAGACAGAAUGGGGCGGAUAAAAGUGACCACCAGCUUGCAUGGCUCCAUUAACCGGUGGCAUAUCAGGACGGAGAACAUUCGCCGGUUGCAUUUCAGUCCUGCUGCACAUCUUGCCAAUGCGCCUGAUGAGAUCGUGCUUGACGACAUGCCCCAAGGAGUCAACUUUGCGAAUUUCACAGAGAAGGAGUCGUUUGUCAAGUUUGAAACAAACAUCUGGGGCAGAGAGGUGGCACUAGAGUGGAGGAACAUUGAGCAACGUUAUGGACGUCAAAGGGGAUUCCUUGAUUCGAUCCUCCGCAGCGCAGGACCCUUUGAGCUUGUUUAUUGCUCUGACCAGGCUUUCCAGUUGGCAAUCCAGGCCAGUCGGAACUUCAUGCAAUACUUCGGAGCUGAUUCGAACAUCAACCCUUGUCUGAGAUAUAAGGAGGCUCUGCAUCGACAAGGAAAUAUAAUCACGAUUGGCUUGGGAACUACGAUCCCCCCUGCCAGCCUUCCGACCUUUCCUAUCCAGCUUGGGGAAAAACAGAUCUUGCUGACGACGAAGGACUCGAACACCAUAUCGAUCCCCCGCACAUCAGGCAUGGGAGGUGUAUGGCUUCGUCCGCUCCCUGACUCGAGGCUCGAACUCGUCGUAUGGGGCCAUGAUGAAGUUGGGCUGAGGCAAGCUUCCCGACUGAUUCCCACCCUUACCGGAGCAGGUCAGCCAGAUUUUGCUAUCCUGAACAAUGAAGCAAGAUGGAAGGGACACUCAGGGGCCAUAGCGAUGGGGUUCUUUGACUAUAACUGGAGAAUUUCGGCCGCUUCAUUCCUCCCAUGA